Morus notabilis is the source of this 960-nucleotide messenger RNA. RefSeq lists its product as uncharacterized. The record is from RefSeq and is a predicted model, not a curated record. Bases 94 to 774 code for a protein of 226 amino acids. The transcript has 4 exons. NCBI's taxonomy places the organism in Eukaryota, Viridiplantae, Streptophyta, Magnoliopsida, Rosales, Moraceae.
UCUUAUGUUAACACUUUCAUCUUCUUUAAACUCUCUCUCAUUCUCUCUCUCUCUCUCUCUCAAUUACAAAGUUUGGAUUGAUCAACCUUGAUAAUGGAGAGAAUACUUGCCCCGCCAUGGCUGGAGGCAUUAUUAUCGACGGCGUUCUUCUCCGUCUGCGGUGCACACCGCGACGCCCCGCGCAGCGAAUGCAACAUGUAUUGCCUCGACUGCCACGGCGGCGCCUUCUGCUUCUACUGCCGAUCUUCCCGUCACAAGGAUCACCUCGUUAUUCAAAUCAGAAGGUCGUCGUACCAUGAUGUGGUAAGGGUAGCGGAAAUUCAGAAGGCAUUGGACAUAAGUGAAGUUCAGACAUAUGUAAUAAACAGUGCAAGAGUUUUAUUUCUGAAUGAGAGGCCUCAGCCUAGAACUGCCGUCAAAGGGGGUCCUCAUGUUUGUGAGAUUUGUGGAAGAAGUCUCUUGGACCCUUUUCGUUAUUGUUCUCUGGGAUGCAAGCUUGUAGGAAUAAAGAAAAACGGGGAUGCCAACUUUAUCUUGAGCGCAAAGAAUGAGAAAGGAGUAGUGGGAAGUAGGGAAGGAAUUAUGGCAAGAAGAAUAUUGUCAUCAAAACAACAAGAAUUAGAAGAAGACGAAGAAGAUGAGGAAUUGCGUGAAGGAAUAAUAAAACAAGCUGAUCAUGGCAAGGAAAUGUACCAAAGCACGUUUCGUCCACCUCAUUCCACUUCAUCAAGGAGAAGAAAGGGAAUUCCUCAUAGGGCACCUUUAGGGCCCUAAUCUAAUUAUGUUUAUUUGUACAGCUCAUUAUUUGUUUAUUAUUCCUCCACACAAUGCCAUAAUUGCCAUGUGACAUGUGGGUACAAUUUGUGUCCUAAACAUGGGUUAGCUAUCCUUAUUUAAUAGGGUACCUAUAUAAAAAAUAAUUUAUUUCGGAUCCGUUUAGUUCGCUGAUUCAAAUUUAUA